UGUUUGGGUAAUGAUCUUCUGGGACUGAUAUCUUUAAUUUUCUUGUUAUUUUCCAUUAUGAAUUAUGAAAACUAAACAUUAAUUUUGCAUCUUUUAGUAUUAAAGAGUAGAGUUUUAUCAAUGCAUUUCUAAUCUUCCUAAAACAAUCAUGUUUAAAAAUAUGCUAACUUGCAAAAAUAUGUUGCUUGGAUCAACUCUUUUUAUAAGUUUAUUUGCUUGUGCCUGUUCUGCUGAUAUAUUAGAUCACACCAUAAUAUUUGACGUAAAACAUCAAACAAUUGGCACAACAAGUUAUGAAAUAUUCAACAUAACUAAAUUUAAUUAUUUUAUUGAUAUUAUAAACAUUCCUAAAGUAGUAGAUUUUCUUAUAAUCCAAGUUCAUACUUUAAACGAGAAUGUCACACUUGCAUAUACAUCUUGGGAUAAAUCACACACUUCCGGAACCAAUGUGGGGCUUGUAAAAAUAACAUUUGGCAAUACCAGAGAGACUUUUCAAUUGUUUAGAUAUGAAGCUGGUUUUAAUCAAGCACUCAAUAUUCUGGUAGCAGUUUCUGUUUAUACAAAAAAUGAUCCAAUUCCUGGUGGAUGUAAUGAUUCCUUUGAAACUGAGUUUGCUCCUUAUCAAAAAAUAAGUUUUACGAAAGAAAUCGUGACAGUCCGAAGUCAACCACCUUCCCAAUUUUCUACCCUCUGUAACAAAUCUGGUAUAGUGACCGAUAUGUAUUACAUGUACCUACCAGAAUCGGAAAAUAUUAUGGAAUAUUUUGUGGCUAUUCAAAAAAUGUUAAAUGCCGAGGAUAUAAAACUGUAUGGCACCAAGGUUCCAUAUGGCUUGGAACCUAACAAGUACAACCUCAUGUACAAUAACUAUAGGGGUAUAGGGCGAGUUUUUGCAAUCGUUGCAACGUCGGAUAGAGGCCGUUCUGCGUAUGUGCCAGCGGUUUCUUUUGGAUGUAGCACAGGUAAAUCAGGUGAAAAUUGUACUGGACCAGAUGAAUUUCCUUGGGCACUCGUAAUAGCUUUAAUGCUAAUUUUAGGUUUAUUUAUAUGUUUUUUUGGACACAGGUUUUUUAAAACUACAACAUUUGUAAACACCGCCAUGUUAAUAGUUUUCUUUAUGAUGAUUGCUACUACUUUAGAUGAUGAGUUUACCAGCGAAGGUAAAUCAGUUUAUUCAUUAUUGAUGGGUGCUGUGGUUGGAGGGGUCUGGGUUUUUUUGUGGUGGUGGCUUGGAAUACCAGUUCUUGCUGUCCUGACCACUUUUUUAUUGACCGGAAUACUAAUUGCUUCAGUAUUCUUUUUCAUUCCUUAUGGAAAUUUAUCGACAUUAUUCGGCGGCCGAUUUACAUUUUGGGCAAUAUUCGGCGCAAUAGUCCUUAUAUGCCAACUUCCCUUAUUCUAUUUAACACCGACGGCCCAUAUAAUGGCUAUAAGCCUAUUAUCAUCUUAUGCGGUAAUAGUCGCACUAAACUAUUAUAUUGCCGGCAACUUGUAUUAUAUUAUUAUCAAUACAUAUCGAAGGAUAGCAAUAGACAAGUUUGAAGAAGUCGUCAUAGAUCCCCCGUAUCACUUUGCCAAUAUUUCGGCCACUGUUUUAUGGGUUAUUUUAUUUCUGGCAGGGGUGUAUUUUCAGUGGAAAAACUCUGUAGGGAGGCCACCGUUUCCACCUCACAGGAGAAGAAGCCUUAAUGGAGGUGCAAAUUGGGAAAGACGCCCUUUAAUAAAUAGAGAGACGCCCUCUCCUGAUUAUUCACAGCACUAAGGUUAAUAAUUUGUAAUCUUUUAAAGACUUAAUAUGUGCCUUAUUUUUAAUUAAUUAAUAAAAAUUUUUUUGAGGUUUA
This is a messenger RNA of Anthonomus grandis grandis, 1841 nucleotides long. RefSeq names its product transmembrane 7 superfamily member 3-like. Lineage: Eukaryota; Metazoa; Arthropoda; Insecta; Coleoptera; Curculionidae. The transcript is spliced from 7 exons. Bases 149 to 1762 code for a protein of 537 amino acids. The record is from RefSeq and is a predicted model, not a curated record.